Molecule: messenger RNA, 5417 nt
Organism: Leptopilina heterotoma
Lineage: Eukaryota; Metazoa; Arthropoda; Insecta; Hymenoptera; Figitidae
Gene: IntS3
Product: integrator complex subunit 3
Exons: 10
Coding region: 119-3376 (1085 amino acids)
Cellular component (GO): cytoplasm
Source: RefSeq, a predicted model, not a curated record
CUUGAGCCGCGUCGUCACAACGCAGAGAGAGACCAGGGAGAGACGAUCAGAAUGCAUCAGUGACGUUUUGGAAAAGCCUCGUCUACUACAUUGAGACGGGCAGAAAGAAGCUUCUGCGAUGGACCAAACGAAAACGCCAGUUUCUCGGCUUCUCAAUACAUCCUGCGUUGAGAAUAAGGACGAUCUGGAAGAGAAAUUCGAAAGAUGCUACUUGGUGCUGCAAAAUUUAACUGCAGGACUGUCAGAGAAAGAAGCGCACGAUACGUUGAAUAAUGCUGUUUGCAAGGAGAAAACAUACGAGGAGGUUUCAUUGGGCUUACUUGUUGUAAUCCUCUCGGAACCGCAAAAUGCUGCCAAAAGUUACAGGGACUUAAAUUUGAUUUCAAAAGAUGGAUUAAAUAUUGUUUUGAAUCAUUUAAAUCAAUUAGUGUUGGAGAGAUAUUUACGAUUGAACGAUUGCGCUAGAAAUCAAUUACUUUGGUUAUUACGUGAAAUGAUAAGGAAUAGUGUCGUGAGUGUUGAUACGCUGUGUUUAAGUUUAUUGAGGCACGCGGCCGGUGGCGACACAUCGCCACGUAAUUUAUUUCUCGUCGAUGCACUUUUAGAAAUAUUUCAAGACAAUCGCCCUUGGCUGGAUAAAUUCCCCAUUUUAACAGCAUCAAUUGUUUAUACUUAUCUGCGAUUAAUUGAGGAUCACAGUGCAGCACAUUUGGCGAGUCUUAGGCAAAAGGAAGUCACCUUUAUGGUGAAUCUCAUUCGAGAGAGAUUGAUUGACUGUCUAGUUAUUGGAAGGGAUCUAGUACGCUUAUUGCAGAAUGUCGCGAGAAUACCAGAAUUUGAGGCAUUAUGGAAGGAUCUAUUGCUUAAUCCGAAGUCGCUUUGUCCAAAUUUCACUGGUGUUUUACAACUUUUACAAACUCGAACAUCGCGUCGAUUUUUACAGUCGCGCCUCACACCCGACAUGGAGAGAAAGUUGGUGUUCCUAACGAGUCAGGUGCGUUUCGGUAACCAUAAACGAUAUCAGGACUGGUUUCAGAGGCAAUAUCUUGCCACCCCCGAAUCUCAAUCGUUAAGAUGUGAUCUCAUACGAUUUAUCGUUGGCGUCAUUCAUCCGACGAACGAACUAUUGUGUUCAGACAUCAUUCCCCGAUGGGCAGUUAUUGGCUGGCUGUUUACAACUUGCACGUCGACUGUUGCGGCGAGUAAUGCGAAAUUGGCUCUCUUUUACGACUGGCUGUUCUUCGAUCCCGAGAAGGAUAAUAUUAUGAAUAUUGAGCCGGCAAUUUUGGUAAUGCACAAUUCAAUGAGAUCACAUCCUGCCGUCACUGCCACGCUUUUAGAUUUUCUAUGCAGGAUAAUACCAAAUUUUUAUCCGGCGCUAACGGAGAAGGUGCGAAAUGGAAUAUUCUCGUCAUUGAGGCAAAUUUUGGAGAAAAGAGUUCUGCCGACUCUAAAUCCACUGUUUGACAGUCCGAAAUUAGAUCGUGAAUUACGGUGUAAAAUUCGUGAAAAUUUCAAAGAAUUUUGCCUCCCACCAAAUGCUGAUCUUGGUAAUAAGCUUCAAAUAUAUUCAGGUAAAAUGGAGGAACUUAGUAAAGAUCUAAGUCCAGGACUGAUGCUGGAGAAUACUGGCAUUGCAAUGACGGAAAAUAAUCACAUGGGAGCUGAAACGGAACCCGCCUUUAGCGACGAAGAAGAAGAAAUGCCCCUGAGGAUAGUGACAAAGUCUGAAGAUAUUCACGACGUUGAUAUACCACUGGCGAAAGUGAAACCGUUAAAAAAUGAAAAGAACUUGAAUUGCGUGACAAAAAGGGAGGAUAUAACGACGCAAUUGAAUUUAAUUUUAGAGCCCGAGGAAUUGAAGACUGCUAUUGAAUGUUUACAUAUUGAAAGUGAUAAUGAAUCGAGAUGUCAAACAAUGGAGAGGAUAGUGCAAAUGAUUGUCGAAGAUGAAAUUGAAACUGAAACAAUACCGGCAUUAGCUACUUGUAUUUCUUCCAUUCUCGCGUCGCAAAUAACCGCCGACAUUUUUCCCGCUGAUAAUCUUAAUGAAGAUGCAUUCGCCGACAGUAUAAGUACACCACUUUUUGUUAUGUUUAGAAAUCAAUUUCAACUCUGCAAGGAGGUUGAUAAUAGAAGAAAACUUCUCGCUCGUGUAUUAGCUGAAAUCCAAUCGAUUCAACCGCGAAUUGGUUAUAUUCUCUUAUAUUUUCUAAAGGUCUGGGGUAGAGAGGAAGAGAAACGAGAAGGCGAACCAAGUAACGUAUUGAAUGACGUGAAGGCGUCUGUCUACAAGGACUUUUGUUCUCAACGAGAGAAGAAGUUGGAUUCUUGUUUGGUAGCCGAUUUAAAGCUCUGCCAUGAAGAUAACAUACCGUUACUCUGUUACCUUGUACCUGACGUUUAUACGGAAUUUCAAAAUGUAGCGUUGGGAAAUAUUCAUCUCUUACAUUUAGUCGUAUCUACUGUUGAUCCAUGUCAACUUCAAGAUUUAGUUUGUCAAAUCAUGCAAGGACAUUUAAAAAUGCUUAAAAAAGAAUCCUUCUCGUCUCUAUUAACGGCGAGUUUGAAUUGGGAUACUUUCGAGCAAUACUGCUUCUGGCAGUUGAUAUUCGCACACGACUUUCCCAUUGAUUAUGUACUUCCAAUUCUGCCGAAACUUCAAUUUAAGGAAAAUGCGGAAGCACUCACUUCAAUUCUAUUGAUGUUGAAGCAAGAAAAACCCUCGUUAGAACUUUUGAAGCAAUUGUUCAAUCGACAAAGCGCAGAAGGCGACAUGUUUGUUGCGUCGGCACUUCGCUAUUGGUGUCGGGAUUAUGAGGAAAAACUUGGGGAGCUACUGGCAAAUCUGUUGAGUACACGAUAUCCUGCGACAAGUCCAAAUAAACGAAAGCGAACGGGUCCAAAGCAAAAUCAACAAUCGGGACCGCCGUCUGGCGAGCAAGUUCUCGGCCAUUUGGAUCAAUUGCGUCAGCAAUGUUUGUCAGCGUCUGAGUUGCAAUUAUAUCAGUCGGAGGGAAUGCAACGUGCACUUCAACAGGCGCAAGCGGCGAGUAGUGAUUCAUUGAGAAAAAGUUAUGGCGAUCUCUUUGCACUUGCCGAGGUUAAUGAGGAAAACCAACCGCCACCACCACCGCCGCCCACAAGUUCGUCGAGAAAGCACACGUCAACGUCAAUUGGAAGCAGUGCCGGCAAGGAGAGUUAUCGACGAGCUGGCGCAAGUACAAGGGAAAGAAAUGCAUUUAAGAGGCAACCACCGAGAGACAGGAAUUCAGAGAGUAGCGAGCAAAGCAGUGAAGAGGAAGAAAUCGUGAAAUCGAAGCAAGCGAGAAAGAGAAGAAAGACAACGAAAAAGAUAGAUUCGGAUAGCGACUGACCAUCUAGUGUCUUCAAUUGUCACAUGGACCACUUGAAGUGUGUGCAGAAAGCUACGCUAGCCUUAAGAUUGAUAAGGUAGUAUAAAUAUAUACAUAAAUAGGUCAAUGUAGUGAAUCUUUGUAAAUAACGUAUGUUGAAUUUCGAUCAUGAAGGUUUUUAGAGAAUCAAUUAUUAAUUAUUAUUAUUAUUAUUAUUAUUAUUAUUAUUAUUAUUAUUAUUAUUAACAUUAUUAUUAUUAUUAUUAAUAUUAUGAAAAGAAACAUUACGUCUAUUGAAAAUCACGAAUUAUGAACUUGAAUUUCUUUUUGACUAUUGUUCAUUUAUUUUAAGUGUUAAAAAAAUAGGAAAAAGACUUAUUUUCAAUUGUUUUUUUUAAAUGUUGAGAAAAAAUAAUUGAAAUUCAAAACAAAAAAACAAAUAAAAUUUGUCAGCGAAAAGAUUGAUUGUAAAAUAUUUAUCGAAUUGGUAUUAUUAAAUACCAAAUUUGUUUAAAAUUUUUUUAAUUAUAAAAAGUCUUGUACAUCUUUUCUUGAACAUCUUUUGACGAAACUAUUAAAUUAAUAUAAAACAAAUUACAAUUUCAUUAAUGUUAAUGAUAAUUUAAAUUUAAAAUGUCGAUCAAAAGUAGCAUAAACGUUUUUUUUUAAAUUAAAUUAUAAAAUUGAAAUUGCUUUUUUGUAAAAAAAAAGAAGAAAACAAUCUCAAAUUUAUUGAGAAUUUAAUGUUUUUUUGUAAUGAUGUUUUGUCAUACUCAUGAAAUUAUCUUGCAAUUUAAUGACACGGUUGCUUUUUUUUCUAUAUAUAAAGAAAAAGAUGAAAAAUUAUUGUAUAAGAAAAAGAAAAAACAGACAAAAGGGUCCCUAACUGUAUUUUGUAACACCGAUGUACCUUGAUUCUUAAACUUGAAAAGCUAUCGAUCGAGUCGAGGGAAGAGAAUUUUUGAUUUCGAUUUUUUUUUCUUUUAAAUUAUUGUUUAUUGUAAAAUUUAACUUUAUAGUAUUUUUAAAUUGAAAUUUUAUUUUUAAAUGCAUUGAUUCUUUGAAUCUUGAUUUUAUUUUCGUUUUUCUUUCUUUCCCUCUUUUAAAAUAAAUGUUUUCCCUCUCCCCUAAGAAAAAAAAAAAAAAAAAAAUUACAUAUCCUUUUGAUAUCGAAAUUUUGGAAUGAAAGUUUUUAUGAAUUGUAAAAUUCUUUUUGACAUUGAUCUUGAUCUGAUGGGCUUUCACUGUUGAAGUUACGUUUGAAAAAUUGUAUUGUACAUUUUCUUGUAAAAUCAGUUAAUCCAAAAAACUGGACAGUUACAUUUAUAUAUUAUGUAAGUUGUAAAUAAAUGAAAAAAAUCUAUAUAUAUAUUAUAUAUAUUAUAAAUAUAUUUAAAAAUUAAGAAUGCGAAAGCUAAGAUCAACAACAAUUACAGCAACAAUAACAACAAAAAUUAAAUAAAAGAAGGGUAAUUAAUUUUUUUUCCCAAUCUUCGAUAUUUGUCUAAUUUGCAAAAACUUUUGUUAAUUAUUAUUGAUAAUAUUGACAGGUUAAAAUUGCAAGAAUGAAUGAAUGAGAAUGAAUGACGAAGUAAAUAUGAUGAAAUUAAAAAAAGUGUUUUGCGAAAAUAAAAAAAGUAGUGAAAGUGAAAAAGAAAACUACGAUCGAUAGCGUUUACGUCGAUCGCAAGUCUGUGUACAAUUUAUUCGUAAACGCGCAAUGCAAAAAAAAAAAAAAACCUGUAGUUAUGAACGUUAUUUUAUUUUUGUUUUUUUUUUACUUUUCAAUGUAAAUAUCGACGAUAUUAAACAUAUUUAGGGCCAUGAUUAAUAGGCGAGAAACUUAACAAAAAAAGAAGAAAAGAAAAAUUCAAACAUUUCGCGAUAUCGACAGACAAAAAAAGUGUAAACAUUUAAUGUUUUUAACGAUCUUGUACACAUUCAUAUACAUGUAAAUAAUUCAAUACAUGAAUAGAUUAUCGAAUAUGAACAUUUAAUGUUUUUAACGACCUUGUACACAGGAUAAACGUAAUUGUAAAUAUAUAGAGAUUACCAAAUAAA